Carya illinoinensis is the source of this 2609-nucleotide messenger RNA. RefSeq names its product probable receptor-like protein kinase At5g18500. Gene Ontology annotation, biological process: protein phosphorylation. Bases 722 to 2236 code for a protein of 504 amino acids. The record is from RefSeq and is a predicted model, not a curated record. The transcript has 8 exons. Gene Ontology annotation, molecular function: ATP binding; protein kinase activity. Lineage: Eukaryota; Viridiplantae; Streptophyta; Magnoliopsida; Fagales; Juglandaceae.
CGUUUGACCUUCGGGCCUUUUCACAUCUGUGGCACUUGUAUAUAAUUAGCACGGCACUUAUGUUAUUUCAUCAUUUACACUGAUCGCUUGUCUUCAGUAAUCAUGAAAGAAAAUAUUUUUCUAUAUUCUGAAACUAAAGUGGGGUUUGACUGGCAAAAGGGAUAAUAUAUAUUAAAGAAAGGGGAAAGAAAGGACAGAAAUUUGAAGAAACGGCAAAGGCAGCUUCCAAUGCUCAUGCUUCUCUUUUACUGUAUGUAAUUUGAAGGGAUGCUCUCCUCGUCACCAACCACUGAUAAUUCCAUCCCUUCUCUCUUAUUAACUCGGUAACCCUACCACCAUUUCCUCUUCUCAGAAUUUUAUGUGGCUCUUGGGCUGUCCAACUUCCUCAUAGUUCUUAAAUCUAGUCAAAUCUCUUGCUGUGGCAUUUCCUUUGUUCUGGGUGUUACAGAACAGGCAAGUGUGGCCUGAGAAAGGUCCAUUUUCAAGCUCGUAUAUAGCGACGCGAUCUGACCAUUACCCAAACAAAAUUCCUGUAUAUUUGAAGUUUUGGGACAAUGGGAUUGAUUUGGGCGCCUGGAAAUAAGACUUUCUCCUUAUGUUGGUUUAGGGGUUGUUUUAGAAAGAGAUCUACUAUUUGAGUUUUGUCCAUUCUCUGAGGAGGUGGCUGUGAAGAAGUGAUUUCAGAGUGGUUCUUCAAACAGGUAAGUAGAUAUCAGAAGAUAUGGCAACUGAUCUUAAUACUGAACUGUCCAUGAAGACGUUUGUUUUUGGUUUGAAGUUGUGGGUGUUAGUGGGGAUCGCUGUGGGGUUGUUUAUUGUAAUUAUCCUCGUGGUUCUAUCAUUUUACCUUACUUCCAGAAAGAAAUCCAUAAGGGCUAAUGACAUGCUUCCCAUUAGCCAAAUUCCAACUGUUUCGGAUGAAAUCAAAGUGAUUAAGGUUGAUCAAGUUUCAGCUAACCGUUAUGUUCCCAAUCAUGAUGCUUUCCUGGCCCUUAAUGACAAGUUGAAGGACGGGGAGUUGGAGAAGGUUAUGAUCAAUUCAAAGAAUGGGGAUAAUAAUACCCAAUCAGGCUCCUAUAAUAAUCCAGAGCAAGAAGGUAUCAGUUCUCACUCAGGAGAAGAGGGAGGUUCAGGAACACUUCCUGCAUACAGGUCUUCUUUGCAUCCAACAACUGCUCCUUCACCUCUGUCUGGUCUUCCUGAGUUCACUCACCUUGGUUGGGGUCACUGGUUUACACUAAGGGACCUAGAACGUGCAACAAACCGGUUUUCAAAGGAAAAUAUUAUUGGUGAGGGUGGAUAUGGAACUGUUUUUCGAGGCCAUUUGAUUAACGGAACUCCUGUAGCUGUUAAGAAGCUCUUCAACAAUUUAGGACAAGCUGAGAAGGAGUUUAGAGUGGAAGUUGAGGCUAUAGGUCACCUGCGGCACAAAAACUUAGUUCGUCUUUUGGGGUAUUGCAUUGAAGGAACUGGAAGGUUGUUGGUAUAUGAGUAUGUGAACAAUGGCAACUUAGAGCAGUGGCUCCAUGGAGCUAUGCGUCAACAUGGAUAUCUCACUUGGGAGGCACGGAUGAAAAUUCUCCUUGGUACUGCAAAGGCGCUGGCUUAUUUACAUGAGGCUAUUGAGCCUAAAGUUGUCCAUCGAGAUAUAAAAUCAAGCAAUAUACUGAUAGAUGAUGACUUCAAUUCUAAGUUAUCUGACUUUGGUCUGGCCAAAUUGAUGUGUGAGGGAACCAGUCACAUUACAACUAGAAUUAUGGGUACCUUUGGAUAUGUUGCUCCAGAAUAUGCUAAUUCUGGCCUCCUCAAUGAGAAGAGUGAUGUCUAUAGUUUUGGUGUAGUGCUUCUGGAAGCAAUUACUGGAAGAGAUCCAGUGGAUUAUGGACGGCCAACAAAUGAGGUAAAUCUAGUCGACUGGCUCAAAUUGAUGGUUGGAAGCAGGCGCUCGGAAGAGGUUGUGGAUCCAAACCUUGAGACUGGGCCAUCAACAAGUGCCCUUAAACGAGCCCUUUUGACAGCUUUGAGGUGUGUGGAUCCGGAAGCUGACAAGAGACCACGGAUGAGUCAAAUUGUCCGCAUGCUUGAAUCUGAGGAAUAUCCUAUACCUAGAGAGGAUCGAAGACGCAGGAGUCAGGCAGGGAAUGCAGAGCCCGAGUCUCUGAGAGAGAAUUCUGAAACAUAUAGGAGUGAAAAUCCAGAUUUGAGGUCUGGUGUCAGAAUGAACCAUCAGGCGUAAGACAUUAUGAGAGCCAAUUACUGAAUCUGAGGGUAUUAGUUCAAGUCUUGCAUUCUUUCAAUGUCGUUGUUAGGAGGAUCAAGGAAGGGAAACAUGAAACACGAGCAGAGUGAUUGGGGGAUAGCUUAAAUGCCUUUUCUUUUUAGUACCUAGAUUUAGAUUUUGAGAAAAAGAUUGUUUUGUUUAUGAAGGUGGCAAUUUUAACAGGAAACACCAGCCACCGGUGGUGUGUACAGGUCUAUGGAUAUGUUAUUUCCCUUUUUUAUUUCUGCCUUUUGGGUAUAGCUGUUAGGUAAUUUAUUUCAUGAGGAUUGUCAUGAAAACUUCCAGCUGUGAAGUGGAAGAAUGAAAGGGAAAAAAUAGGUUUUGCUUA